Jaculus jaculus (lesser Egyptian jerboa) is the source of this 2049-nucleotide messenger RNA. RefSeq names its product DNA polymerase mu (gene Polm). Gene Ontology annotation, molecular function: DNA-directed DNA polymerase activity; DNA binding. Bases 1 to 1485 code for a protein of 494 amino acids. The record is from RefSeq and is a predicted model, not a curated record. Gene Ontology annotation, biological process: double-strand break repair via nonhomologous end joining. The transcript is spliced from 11 exons. Gene Ontology annotation, cellular component: nucleus. Lineage: Eukaryota; Metazoa; Chordata; Mammalia; Rodentia; Dipodidae.
AUGCUCUCCAAACGGCGGCGGCGUGCGCGGGCCGGGACCCCGCGCGCCCCCGCGGCUUCCCCGGAGCCGCGCGCGCUCUUCCCCGGCGUGGCCGUCUACCUGGCUGAGCCGCGCAUGGGCCGCAGCCGCCGCGCCUUCCUCUCCCGCCUGGCGCUGGCCAAAGGCUUCCGAGUCCUGGACGCCUACAGCUGGGAGGUGACGCACGUGGUGAUGGAGCAGACCUCAGCCACGGAGGCCAUCUGCUGGCAGAAGCGCAUGGCUGCGGCUCUCCCGGAGUGUCCCGGCCCCCGCCCUGCUCUGCUGGACAUUAGCUGGUUUACAGAGAGCAUGGCAGCUGGACAUCCUGUCCCUGUGGAGGUCCGGCACCGCCUGGAGGUGGCUGAGCCCACAGAGAGGCCCCCAAGCCCAGCAUGGAUGCCAGCCUAUGCCUGCCAACGUCCCACCCCUCUCACACACCACAAUGCUAGCUUCUCGGAGGCCCUGGAGACACUGGCAGAGGCAGCAGUCUUUGAGGGCAGCGAGGGCCGCAGCCUCUCCUUCCGCAGAGCGGCUUCAGUACUCAAGGCCCUGCCCUGCGCUGUCACAUCCCUGAGUCAGCUGCAGGGGCUGCCCCAUUUUGGAGAACAUUCCUCCAGAGUUGUCCAGGAGCUGCUCGAGCAUGGAGCCUGUGAGGAGGUGGAACGAAUACGUUACUCAGAGAGGCACCGGACCAUGAAGCUCUUCACGCAGAUCUUUGGGGUUGGGGUGAAGACUGCCAACCGGUGGUACCAGGAGGGGCUGCGAACCCUGGAUGAGCUUCGAGAGCAGUCCCAGAGGCUGACACAGCAGCAGAAAGCAGGGAUCCAGCACUACCACGACCUUAGUACCCCAGUUGGGCGAACUGAGGCUGAGGCUCUGCAGAAGUUGGUGGAAGAAGCUGUGGGACAGGCCCUGCCUGGAGCCACUGUCACACUGACUGGCGGCUUCCGGAGGGGUAAGUUGCAAGGCCAUGAUGUGGACUUCCUCAUCACACACCCCAAGGAGGGCCAAGAGGUGGGACUGCUGUCCAGAGUGAUGAACCGCCUGCAGAGCCAGGGCCUUAUUCUGUACCACCAGCACCACCCCAGCCACUUAGGGGACCCCACCUACCAGCAGAGCCACACCAUGGAUGCCUUUGAGAGGAGUUUCUGCAUUUUCCGCUUGCCGCAGCCCGCUGAGGCUGCCAUGGGGGAGGCCUUGGAUUCCUGCCCAGCCUGGAAAGCUGUGAGGAUAGAUCUGGUAGUUGCCCCCAACAGUCAGUUCCCUUUUGCUCUUCUUGGCUGGACUGGCUCCCAGCUUUUUGAACGGGAGCUACGCAGGUUCAGCCGGCAGGAGAAGGGGCUGUGGCUGAAUAGUCAUGGGCUGUUUGACCCAGAACAGAAGACGUUUUUCCACGUGACUUCUGAGGAAGACAUUUUCAGACACCUGGGCCUCAAAUACCUACCUCCAGAGCAGAGAAAUGCCUGAUCCUGCCUGCCUGCCUCCACCCUUGCCCAAAGGAAGUGAGAGGCUGCCUGAUGCUCAGCCAGGCAUCUUUGUUGGCAGAAGGUGUGCCACCAUCCCACGUCCUCACCUCAGCACAUGGAGGAAUUCUCACCUGCCGGGACAUUGGCAAAGUGGAACCAACCUUAUCACUGUGUGAACCUAGGUCAGUUUUCAACCGUCUCAUGCCUCAAAGUCAGGCGAGGAGCAGUACACAAACCAUGGAGCUAUAAAAGAGCCUGGAGUCCUGGAUCUGGUUGUCCCGUUUUGAGCUUUUGCUAUGUUUGCUCCAAUGCGCCCCACUCACACGUACCAGAAGGGAACGACAGGGUCCCCACUGUGGGCAGGAGCUGGGAGGCAGAAGAGCGAGUUCUGGCUGUGAGGAGCCACGCAGCAUCGGGAAACCUGGCCCAGGGCUGUGCUGCAGAAUUUGGACAGGAAGGUAACCUGGGUCAAGACAACUUCCAAUGCCAGAGGUUCUACUGCCCACAGCCAGGCUUCCUGCUCCUCUCCCCCCGCACCCCCCCACUGCUGUAAGUCCUGUUAUCA